Ochotona curzoniae (black-lipped pika) is the source of this 984-nucleotide messenger RNA. RefSeq names its product non-histone chromosomal protein HMG-14-like. Gene Ontology annotation, molecular function: nucleosomal DNA binding. Gene Ontology annotation, cellular component: nucleus; chromatin. The transcript has a single exon. NCBI's taxonomy places the organism in Eukaryota, Metazoa, Chordata, Mammalia, Lagomorpha, Ochotonidae. Gene Ontology annotation, biological process: chromatin organization. The record is from RefSeq and is a predicted model, not a curated record. The coding region runs from base 1 to 306 and encodes 101 amino acids.
AUGCCCAAGAGGAAGGUCAGCUCUGCAGAAGGGGCGGCCAAGGAGGAGCCCAAGAGGAGAGCGGCCAGGUUGUGGGCUGAACCGGCUCCUGCAAAGGUGGACGCGAAGCACAAGAAGGCAGCUGGCAAGGAGAAGUCGUCGGACAAGAAGGUGCCGGCCAAGGGCAGGAGAAGGGCAAAGGGCAAGCAGGCCGAGCUGGCCAACCAGGAAACCAAGGAGGACGUGCACACGGAAAACGGAGACACUAAAAACGAGGAGAGUCCCGCCUCUGACGAAGCCGAGGAGAAGGAAGCCAAGUCCGAUUAACGCCACACACCAGGUCUUAUCAGUGCUCCCUGUCUCCCUUCUUGUACAAUCCAGAGGAAGAUUUUUAUCAACUAUUUUGUAAAUGCAGGUUUUUUAGUAGCUCUAGAAACAUUUUUAAGAAUGAGGGAAGCCCACCUCAUCCCAUUUUUUUUAAGUGUAAAUGAUUUUUUUUGAGAGGUGAAAUCAUUGCUGGUUGUUUAUUUUUUGGUCCAACCAGAAAAUAGUGGGAUAUUGAACUAGGAGAGGCUCUGCCUGUCUGGGUGUCAGGUUCACAUGCCACAGGUGGGUGGCUUUUAUAUCCUGCAACACACUGCACACCAAAUGGCAAUUCGGAGUCACAAUUGUGCAUUGCAUCUGUCUUGGAAAUUUUCAGUUGCUUCUCCCGUGUUGGUCAGUAGAGCUGUUUCCUACAAUGAACCACUCCUUGUUGCUCUGUCAGAACCGUGCACACCCUGUUACCCCUUUGGCUGGGGAGUCCAGGAUUCCUAAUCCUUAACGUACUGUGAGAGACUAAAGACUUGCGUGUCGCGUAUGUGAUGUUCCGUCGUGAGUGGGUGGGAUUCACGUGACAGCAACUGCAGACACUGGUACUUGGUAGCGUCUUCCAGAAGGGCUGCCUCCAAAUUCAAAGCUGGAAAGUCACUGGAAUAGCUUCAAAAAUGACAAUCCACGGCGUGU